GAGCCUUAAGAUCCCAAUACAUCUAGUGCUGGGGAAACAAACCGCGUUUCCCACUCCUUGAGGCAGGCAUUAAGUUGGUGCCUUGAUGUCUCCUGGAGAUGAGUAUUAAUACGCUCCAAUCUCCCCUUCGAGAUCUCUUGUCUAUCACGAAAUAUCCAGUGCCCCAACCCAAAGGAAGAGCUGAAGCCGUUCGAGAUCCCAACCAAACACAUCUCCCAGAAAACCAAACUUUAAUUAUUCAUUCCCCCAGAAGCCCGUUCCCCUUCUUCCAUUGUCCUCCUAUCCACCCACUCCUCUAUUAUCAUCUCCUUUUCUCGCCGUACGGAGACCACACUCUACUAUUUCACAAAACCUCCAGAAUCCUUACGAAAUUCGCUUUCAAAAAACCGAGGACAAAAAAGGAAAAGCAUCAUCACCACCUCCACAACAAUGUCUUCGAGAAACACACCAUGCCCCGUCUGCCUCGACCUUGGACACAGGGAACCUUCUCGGGGUACAGGUCGCCCUAGAGGGUGCUGGUGCCCCCAAAACGAAACGAGGGAACGGAUUUGGUUCUGUCAUAUAUGCCAGAAUGAGGGUCGAAACCCCUGUUUCCUGAUCGAGAGAAUCAGUCCCAAAUGCCAGCACCCCGAGUGCUCACACGAAGUUUGCAACAGUUGCAGGCGUGAAUGGAGUGGAUAGGAGGCCCCAGGCUGCCCUAUCCCCACCGGUUUAAGUGCGUCCCCGGAUGGGUGGGGUGUGAUGGACCGCUAGGAGGUUGGUGAGGGUUCCCAGGACGCCAGGAGGAUUGAAAGUUUGUUGCUUUCCGGGGCUUGGGCUAUAUCUUUCCCAAGAAGGAGUUGGAGUGGCAAAGAAAGAAAGAACGAGGAAAAAAAAAGGUAAAAACAAAGACAACAAAAAAAGGGGGGUUCAAAAUCGUGGUUCCGAUGAUAGAGGGAUACAGCUUUCUGGUGUUUUGGUUGCUUGCGAAAAAUGGGAGUUUUUUUUAUGCUAGGUAGUUUAUCCUAAGUCUAAAUUUUCCAUCUUCAAACGAACCAUUUACAUUUCUUUUAAUUCCUGUUUCUUUGAUUUAUGUUUUCUGGCUUAGGGAGGGAGGAAAUGGUGAGAACGGGGGAUCUUUGUUUGGUCUUUAGUUUCCUUUUCACUCCUAGAAUUAAUCAAUACUUUUUUUUA
Tuber melanosporum (Perigord truffle) is the source of this 1173-nucleotide messenger RNA. RefSeq lists its product as uncharacterized. The transcript has a single exon. NCBI's taxonomy places the organism in Eukaryota, Fungi, Ascomycota, Pezizomycetes, Pezizales, Tuberaceae. Bases 99 to 509 code for a protein of 136 amino acids. The record is from RefSeq and is a predicted model, not a curated record.